Molecule: messenger RNA, 1184 nt
Organism: Aegilops tauschii subsp. strangulata
Lineage: Eukaryota; Viridiplantae; Streptophyta; Magnoliopsida; Poales; Poaceae
Product: E3 ubiquitin-protein ligase ATL41
Biological process (GO): protein ubiquitination
Molecular function (GO): transferase activity
Source: RefSeq, a predicted model, not a curated record
AAUCCAUAUGUCAGCCUCGCAUCAACCGUCCGUGACUUUUUUUUUUCUGGGCCAAUCGGCUGUUCUUGACAAUGACACCAUCAGUUGACCUGACCUGAGCACCGUGUUGCAAGGUAAGCUCUCAGAUAUUAUCCCUUGCAGACUUGAGUUCUGCUAUAAACCUGCCGGCCAUUGUCUCUCUCCUUUCUCCUGUUUAAGGUUCUUGAUUUGUGGUACAGACUAGAAAGCUUUAUCCUGCCAUGUCAGGGACCUCUUUCACCGGCGCGCCGGCGUCAGAUGCCCCCCUGGCUCCGUACCCGCGGCAGCAGAACUACAGCUUCAACGGGCGCGUCCUGCUUAUGGCCGCCUUCCUCCUUUUCGGGCUCACCAUCUUCUUCACCCUCAUCCGCUUCUUGCUGUACGUGUUAGUGGCGCGGUCUGGCGGCCGCCGUCGCCGCGGCAGCUUCACCGCCGGCAUCCUGCGGUCCAUCAACUCGUUUGGCGGAACUAGCGGCCGGCGUGGGCUGGACGCCUCCGCGCUCUCCGCGCUGCCGGUCACCGCGUACCGGAAGGAGGGCGCCGCCACCGCCGGGGCUGACUGCGCCGUGUGCCUGUCGGAGCUCGCCGACGGAGAAAAGGUGCGGGAGCUGCCCAACUGCGGGCACUCGUUCCACGUGGAGUGCGUCGACGCAUGGCUGCGCUCCAGGACGACCUGCCCUCUCUGCCGCGCCGAGGCUGAGCUGCCCAAGGGGAACGGCAAGGCGGAGGUGGCGGCGCAGUCGUCGUCGUCCUCCCCCUCAUCCUCUGCCAGGGAGCCGCCGCAACAGGCGUUGUUCGUUGGAGGAGGAACCUUGAUCGUGACCGUGCAAGGUGGCUUCCCGGAUACGCAAAGGGGCGUGCGUGGGUCAACAUCGGGGUAGGAGGUCAGUCCGGAUCUUCCUAUUCCUAAAUUGCAGCGAAGUUUCGAAGAAGGCUACAGCGACAGAUGCAUAUACUGUAGGUUAGACCGUUGUUCACGGCGUGCACAAGUUGGAUACAAUCAUACAAAACACCUCUGUUUGAGCGAAAGUCACCCAUUUGUUUGUUUGUUUGUUGUAUUUCGAGGAGAGCAUAUAAGAAACUCAUAUGUUGUUAAUUUACUUCCUGAAAAGUUUAGAGUAAAAUCUGUAUAGGGUUGACUAAUCCAUAUACAGAAGAAUGGAAAA